Messenger RNA from Camellia sinensis, 1457 nucleotides. The record is from RefSeq and is a predicted model, not a curated record. Lineage: Eukaryota; Viridiplantae; Streptophyta; Magnoliopsida; Ericales; Theaceae.
AAAUACAGGCAGUUGGGAAUGCAUUUGGAACAUACUUUAGGGUUACAACAUAUGGAGAAUCUCAUGGGUGUGGGGUUGGUUGUGUGAUUGAUGGAUGUCCUCCUCAGAUUCCCCUCUCUGAAGCUGAUAUUCAACUUGAUUUGAAUAGAAGGAGGCCAGGUCAGAGCAGAGUAACUACGCUUCGAAAAGAGACCGAUGAAUGCCAAAUAUAUUCCGGCAUUGCUGAAGGCAUCACAACUGGAUCUCCGAUCAUGGUAAAAGUACCCAACACAGAUCAGAGAGGACAUGAUUAUAGCGAAAUGUCAAUAAAAUGUAGGCCUUCUCAUGCAGAUGCCACUUAUGACUUCAAGUAUGGUGUGAGAUCAGUUCAGGGUGGUGGUAGAUCUUCAGCUAGAGAAACUAUUGGGAGAGUUGCUGCUGGAGCUGUUGCUAAGAAAAUUCUUAAGCAAUUUUCAGGAACUGAGGUUCUUGCUUAUGCUUCUCAAGUCCACGAUGUUGUACUUCCAAAGGAUCUUGUUGAUCAUGAGAGUCUGACUCUUGAUCAGAUAGAGAGUACUAUUGUUCGGUGCCCGAAUCAUGAGUACGCAGAGAAGAUGAUUGCUGCCAUUGAUGAUGUCCGAGUGAGAGGAGAUUCUGUUGGUGGUAUUGUCACAUGCAUUGUCAGAAAUGUUCCACGUGGGCUUGGUUCACCGGUCUUUGAUAAACUUGGAGCUGAGCUGGCUAAAGCUGCUAUGUCCUUACCUGCGUCAAUGGGCUUUGAGAUUGGAAGCGGGUUUGCAGGUACAUUUCUGACUGGGAGUGAGCAUAAUGAUGAGUUCUUUAUAGAUGAACAUGGCCGAAUUAGAACCAGAACAAACCGCUCUGGUGGGAUUCAGGGUGGAAUAUCCAAUGGAGAAUUAAUAGACAUGAGAGUAGCUUUCAAACCAACGCCUACAAUUAGAAGGAAACAGCAUACAGUUACAAGAGAUAAGCAAGAGACGGAGCUUAUAUUCCGAGGUCAACAAGAUCCUUGUGUUGUACCACGAGGAGCAGUUAGCUUGCACGUUCUGUUUAAUCACAUAAAGGGAAGAAGGAAAACACCCUCUAAUAGUUUGUUGAUGGAUCAUUUUGCUGCUUGUGAUGGUGCAGCGGUGCCAGUGGUUGAAGCAAUGGUGGCUCCGGUGCUUGUGGAUCAACUGAUGGCACAUUAUGCACAAUGUCAAAUGUUUCCAAUUAAUCCAGCAUUACAGGAACCCUUGGAGUUUCCAAGACUACUUGAGCCUGCUGCCACUGCUCUUUAAAAGGUGCGGAGUGUCUGCCUCGUCUUCUCUGGUACCUUCUCCCCGACUUCUUUAGCUCACACCAUUUUCCUAAAUUCCCAAGAUUCUAUGUUUUAAUCGAGUGAUUCGUUUAUAAUUUCUGUAUGAAACCCGCCAUCGUAGGGUGUCAUGUUCAAGCAUUGUUUUCCCCUUGCUUUG